This is a messenger RNA of Zingiber officinale, 1777 nucleotides long. RefSeq names its product endoglucanase 16-like. The record is from RefSeq and is a predicted model, not a curated record. Gene Ontology annotation, molecular function: hydrolase activity, hydrolyzing O-glycosyl compounds. Gene Ontology annotation, biological process: carbohydrate metabolic process. Lineage: Eukaryota; Viridiplantae; Streptophyta; Magnoliopsida; Zingiberales; Zingiberaceae. The transcript is spliced from 4 exons. The coding region runs from base 121 to 1686 and encodes 521 amino acids.
UUCUUCAUUUCCUUGGUCAGAAGUCCAUGAGUCAAUGUGUGAGAAGAUGUAUAAGUAGGCUUAAGGAUCCAUUCUUGAACUAAAAUUUUCAUUUAGGUUUGUUAGAUAGAUUGUGUGUGCAUGGUGAUGGAAAAGAAGGGCUUGAUGUUUAGUUGUAAGCUUGUUGUGAAAUGUGUGAUUUUUGUGGUUUUGUUGAUGAACGAUACUCUGUUUCCGAGUAGUGCCUUUGCUUCGUCGGAGUACAGGGAGGCGCUUGCCGAGAGCCUUCUGUACUUUGAAGCGCAGCGCUCCGGCCGCCUCCCGUACCACCAGCGCGUUCAGUGGCGCGGCCACUCCGGCCUCACCGACGGGCUCGAGCAAGGAGUGGAUUUGGUGGGAGGAUACUACGACGCCGGCGACAACGUCAAGUUCGGCCUGCCGAUGGCGUUCACGGUGACGAUGCUGUCGUGGGGGGUGGCGGAGUACGGCGGGGACAUGGCGGCGGCCGGCGAGCUGCGGCACGCGAUGGAGGCCAUCAAGUGGGGCACCGACUAUUUCGUGAAGGCCCACACGCAGCCCCACGUGCUGUGGGCUCAGGUGGGGGACGGCGACACCGACCACGGCUGCUGGCAGCGGCCGGAGGACAUGACGACGUCGAGGAAGGCGUACAAGGUGGACGCGGAGCACCCGGGGUCUGAGGUCGCCGCGGAGACGGCCGCGGCGAUGGCCGCGGCCUCGCUGGUCUUCAAACAAACCGACCCUCACUACUCCCACGUCCUCCUGCACCACGCUCAACAGUUAUUCGAGUUCGCGGACAAGUACAGGGGGAGGUACGACGAGAGCGUGGAGUCGGCGGCGGAGUACUACCCGUCGGAGAGCGGGUACGGGGACGAGCUGCUGUGGGCGGCGCUGUGGCUGCACCGGGCGACGGGGAAAGCGGAGUACUUGGACUACGCCGUCGACAACGCGCACGCCCUUAACGGCGCUGCGUGGGCCGUGGCCGAGUUCAGCUGGGACAUCAAGCACGCCGGCGUUCAGAUUCUUGCUUCCAAGAUAUUGAUGGAGAAAGGAAGGCAAUUGGAAGAGGAGCAGGUGAAGACGUUAGAGGAGUACAGGUCCAAAGCGGAGCACUACUUGUGUGCCUGCUUGAGCAUGAACCUUGACGACGCCGACAACGUCCGCCGCACCCCCGCCGGGCUCCUCUUCGUCCGCCCCUGGAACAACAUGCAGUACGUCGCCGGCGCCGCGUGGCUGCUCACCGUGUUCGCCGACUACCUCUCGUCAGCGGGAGGAUCAGGUCUCCGCUGCGCCCGGGGCCCGGCGGGGCCCCCGGAGCUGGCGGCCCUCGCGCGGGCGCAGGCGGACUACGCCCUCGGCGCGAACCCGGCGGGGAUGAGCUACCUGGUGGGGCACGGGCGGAGUUUCCCGGCGAUGGUGCACCACCGGGCGGCGUCGAGCGCGUCGCAGCGGGAGGCGAAGGCCUUCGUCGGGUGCGCGCAGGGGUAUGACGAGUGGUACGCACGCCGCGGUGCCAACCCACACAUUCUCGUCGGGGCGGUGGUGGGCGGCCCCGACGAGAGGGACGCGUUCGCCGACGGGAGGGAAAACUACAUGCAGACGGAGGCGUGCACUUACAACACAGCGCCGUUGGUCGGAGUCUUCGCCAGGCUGAGUCGCCUCGAAGGAGAUCAAAGGGACAAGACAUGAAUGCAACAGAAUAGUUUCGAUUGUUGCUGUUCAUUUUUGGGAUUCUCGUGGAAACUGGAAAUGUAAAUUAUUGUUUAUUUUCUUUUUUCUU